AUGUCUAAUCGAUUAGAUAAAUCUCGCUACUUCUACUGCAUGCUGGGGAAUCCAAAGGCCUCAUUUGGGACGAUAUCAGCAGAGUUACAUCGUAUUCGGCGCAGCGCGUUGAAUCCGUUCUUCUCACAACAAGCAGUUUCGAAAUUUUCAACCCACAUACAGGCAAUCGUAAAUCGAUUCGUGCGCCGCAUAGAAACAUGCACGGAUCGAGGCGAAUCGAUCCCACUAUCCUAUGCCUACCGCUGCGUUACCGUGGAUAUUAUCAGUGAAUAUAUUUUCGGUCAUCAGUUUAACCUUCUUGACCGGCCGGACUGGGGGCGGGAGUUCUACUCUGCGUGGCGGAGUUUGUGGGAGCUGUCUCCAACUAUCCGCCAAUUUCCCUGGAUGCUGGACGCUUUCAUGGCCAUGCCAAGAUGGCUCACCGCGUUAAUAAAUUCGAAGGCUUUGGAAGUUGUAGACCUUUUCACCGAUGUCGAUGAACAGACCAAAAUACUGCUUUCAAAAGACCCCGAUGAAAUUGAAUUGAAGCCGCAUCCAACUGUAGUCUGGGAACUAUCCAAGACCGACAUUCUCCCUCCAAGCGAAAAGACGUUCACUCGGCUUGCAGUUGAAGCAAACGGGUUGCUUGCAGCUGGCUUUGAGACCACAGGCAGUGUUCUAGCUCACACGACCUAUCUCGUGCUUGCCCAUCCAGACGUCCAUCGUAAGCUGUUGGCAGAACUAAUUGAGGCGAUACCAAAUCCAGAGGAAAUCCCCGGUUUUCAACAUCUAGAGCAGCUUCCGUAUCUUCGUGCAGUUGUAAAAGAAGGUCUUCGAUGGAUUGGCCCCUUGGCCGUUGAUGGUCGUCUGGAGCAGUACAUUCUCGCCUUUGGUAGAGGGACUCGCUCCUGUGUGGGGAUCAACCUAGCUUACGCAGAAAUAUACACCAUUCUCGCCACGCUCUUUCGGAAAUUCCCACAGAUACAGUUGCAUAACACAGCACCUAGGGACGUUGAACAUGUCCAUGACUAUUUUGCGGGCAUGACGCGAAGUGACUCCCAAGGACUACAGGUAAAUGACUCCGCAUAUCUUUGGAUGGGUGAAAGCUUGGGUCCGGAGAGUUAUGGUCCCCAUGUUAAUGGCAUCUAG
Molecule: messenger RNA, 1128 nt
Organism: Talaromyces atroroseus
Lineage: Eukaryota; Fungi; Ascomycota; Eurotiomycetes; Eurotiales; Trichocomaceae
Exons: 4
Coding region: 1-1128 (375 amino acids)
Molecular function (GO): iron ion binding; oxidoreductase activity, acting on paired donors, with incorporation or reduction of molecular oxygen; monooxygenase activity
Source: RefSeq, a predicted model, not a curated record